Messenger RNA from Eimeria necatrix, 450 nucleotides. Its product is annotated as Os06g0493000 protein, related. NCBI's taxonomy places the organism in Eukaryota, Apicomplexa, Conoidasida, Eucoccidiorida, Eimeriidae. The record is from RefSeq and is a predicted model, not a curated record. The coding region runs from base 1 to 450 and encodes 149 amino acids. The transcript has a single exon.
AUGACUAAACUUUUCCGGCAGCUCUGCAACAGAGCACAGAGUCACAUCCUCAAGGCAAAAUGUAAGCAGAAGUACUACGCAGACACAAGGCGCCGAGCCGUAGAGUAUGCAGGGGACGACAAGGUUUGGCUCAGCAGCAAGCAUCUACCGGCUUCGACUAGCUGCCCGAAGUUCGAACCCUGUUACCGAGGGCCCUUUCAAGUCACUGAACGUAUAAAAACUGUCGCUUACCGUCUCGCUUUGCCUCCCACCUGUGAAUGCCACGACGUUUUCCGUGUUUCGCAGUUAGUUUCUCAUUGUCCCAACUCUCCCGUCUCUGCUCCCCAGGAAGCCGACGCCGGCUGGCUCCCCGUCCUCGAUGCGGACAGCAAUCCACAAGAGGAGUAUGAGCUAGAUUAUAUCAUGGAUCAACCCUGCUCCGGCGCCGACGCCCAGUAUCUCGUCAAGUGA